Cryptococcus deneoformans JEC21 is the source of this 1279-nucleotide messenger RNA. RefSeq lists its product as hypothetical. Gene Ontology annotation, molecular function: nucleic acid binding. The transcript is spliced from 4 exons. NCBI's taxonomy places the organism in Eukaryota, Fungi, Basidiomycota, Tremellomycetes, Tremellales, Cryptococcaceae. The record is from RefSeq and is a predicted model, not a curated record. The coding region runs from base 50 to 964 and encodes 304 amino acids.
UCUCGUUAACCAGCGUCUCCGACUUUGUCCACAACUGUAACCCAUUCGAAUGUCCUAUCAGUACUCCAACCCAUAUCGCGGAUAUUACGGUCAGUCCGAACCACCUCCCCAGCCGUAUGAGAAUCAUGUUCCCGUCAAAGAGCAGUUCAAGGUUCUUUUUACCGGCCUUCCCGCGGGGCUCACUUCUCAGGACCUCUACGAAGCAUUGACCAAGCCACCGCUGAGAUUACCCCGUACAACACGUGUAUUUAACAUGCAUCAACCUGACGGGCAUUUUCUGGGUAUCGCCGUAGUCAGCGUCGAUACGCAGGUUGACGCCGAGCGCCUGAGGGUAGAAUAUAACGGGAAAGUGAUCGAUCAUAAUUAUCGACUAUCUGUGCAUCACAUACUUCCUCUGGGCCACAAAUAUCCGUCGUUUAAUGCUGCUGGGAGCAGUUCUGCGAAUCCAUCUCAGGGCUUGCAACAUACUAGGCCUCGUGCUUCUUCCUCAGCCCGCAAAGCGAAUCGUGCUUUAACAGAAAACGCAGAGAUGCCUUCAAGCAAUGCAAAUCAAUCUGGGUCCAAAGGAAAGCAAAAAGCUCGCGUUUCGGUUCCAAAUAAAAAGGAGAACGGAAAGCCGUUGGGGCUAAAGUUAUUGGAUAGAAUAGGCAAAGCAAACAAGCCGUCAAAUCAGAUGGACCAAAUUGCCCUCCUUGAAAGACAAAGGGCCAACCUCCAGAAAUCUCAUCUAGGCGGGCCAGGCAAAGCGUUUGCCAUGCGCAUACAACCUCCCGUCCCUUCCAAGGAUACGACUAAAAAGCAUAGAAGAUCCAAGGCUGACAAGGCUGCUGCAAAGUCAAACCUCGGAGCUGCUUCUAAAGUGUCAAGAGCCAAAAAGAAGCUCAAUGAUAGCGCGAUGGAUGUGGACGAGGAUUUGACAUUUGAGAAUACGGCAAACCACGGACAAGGAUACUGGAGGAAAUAGACUGAGCCAGAAAAGGGGAGAUGCCGGGCGAAACAUGUUGUGAGAUCAGCUGUGUCAAAGUUCCCGACCUACUGAAGGGUGUGAGGUUUCGGACAAAUAGGCAGAUGCAUUUUGGGACUGACUGGUAUAUACUCAAUGGCCAUCAUGUGGUUGCCCGGUUGUUGUCGAGGCGAACAAACCUACAGCCGCGAACACGACACCACAAACUGUUACCACUAUAUACCCACUACACGUAUCUCGUAGUUACGUACGUACGACCGACUCAGGACGAAAGGACAGGAGGACUAGGAACGCGAAGAACGAGAUGUCGAUCUC